ACCUACAGAUUCACCUUUGACCGGGUGUACAGCCCAGACUCUGACCAGGCAGAGGUGUAUGAACACAGCGCCAAGCGCACUGUGCUGUCAACCCUCCAGGGUUACAACGCGGCCAUCAUUGCCUAUGGGCAGACGGGCACAGGGAAGACAUACACCAUGGAGGGAGCGCAGCAUGGCCCUGAGAGGGGCAUCAUUCCACGCGCAGUGGAGGAUGUCUUUGCCUACAUCGAGAACGACACUGCCCCGGGCAGCAAGUACCUCGUCCGCGCGUCCUACCUGCAGAUCUACAACGAGGUGAUAUCGGAUCUGCUCAAGCCGGAGCGGCAGAACCUGACCAUCAAGGAGGACCGGAAACGGGGGGUCUUUGUGGACGGCCUCUCAGAGUGGGUUGUGAGGUCUCCACAGGAGGUGUAUGGGUUGAUAGAGCGGGGGGCGAUGCAACGAGCGACGGGCACAACAAAGCUGAACGAGCUGAGUAGUCGCAGCCAUGCGGUGUUCAUCAUUAUCGUUGAGAAGUCCACCGUGCCAUCAGAGGAGGCCCAUGCCAAUGGCGAAGAGAUGGAGCAGUUCAGAGGGGUUGCGCCAGAGGCCACCCACUGCGUCAAGGUGGGCAAGCUCAACCUGGUCGACCUGGCCGGCUCAGAGCGCGUCCACAUCACUGGUGCUACUGGCAAGCGGCUGGAGGAGAGCAAGAAGAUCAACCAGAGCCUGAGCGCGCUUGGCAAUGUGAUAGCGGCGCUGACAGAUGCUCGGGGUGCACGCGCACACAUCCCCUACCGGGACUCGAAGCUGACGCGCAUCCUGGAGGACUCUCUGGGCGGCAACUGCAAGACCACCAUGAUGGCCACCGUCUCCCCCGCCCUCGAAGCCUUCCCAGAGACGGUGAGCACGCUGAAGUUUGCGCACCGGGCCAAGGCGGUGCGCAACGCGGCCCACGUGAACGAGGACGGCGACAGCCGCACGCUGCUGCGCAAGUACGAGGCCGAGCUGCGCAAGCUGCGCGCCGAACUGCAGCUGCGCCAACGCGAGGUCGUCGACAAACGCCACCUCCUCGCGGUACAACGCUGUUCCCUCCUCGCCUCCCCACUGCCUGCAUUGGCGCAGCUGUCCCUUCCUGUGUGGUCUGUGGCUCAGUCCCUGUACAUGGCGCAGUAG
Coccomyxa subellipsoidea C-169 is the source of this 1155-nucleotide messenger RNA. RefSeq names its product kinesin-domain-containing protein. Lineage: Eukaryota; Viridiplantae; Chlorophyta; Trebouxiophyceae; Coccomyxaceae. Gene Ontology annotation, molecular function: microtubule motor activity; ATP binding; microtubule binding. The transcript is spliced from 7 exons. Gene Ontology annotation, biological process: microtubule-based movement. The record is from RefSeq and is a predicted model, not a curated record. The annotation marks the transcript as partial.